Fusarium subglutinans is the source of this 2724-nucleotide messenger RNA. RefSeq names its product helicase-like transcription factor. The record is from RefSeq and is a predicted model, not a curated record. The transcript is spliced from 9 exons. Bases 1 to 2724 code for a protein of 907 amino acids. Gene Ontology annotation, molecular function: ATP-dependent chromatin remodeler activity; ATP binding; hydrolase activity, acting on acid anhydrides, in phosphorus-containing anhydrides. Lineage: Eukaryota; Fungi; Ascomycota; Sordariomycetes; Hypocreales; Nectriaceae.
AUGCCACGAAGACCUGCUAAACGCGCGCACGAACUCAUCGACCUUACGGGUGACGAUGAGUCUGAGACGCGUCAGAAACGGCCCGCCCCUAAAGGUCACCAUAAUCAACAACAUCAUUCCCCUGGACAAGGUGGAACAAGCGUCUAUGGGAGUUCUUCAUCGCAAGCUGCGCCCUCAUCUACCGCUGAACCAGAUUACCUUGACUUGACACAAGAUGAUGAUGGCCCCCCUCUUGAGCUUUACGGAACCUUUGAUGGGAAGAUUGUUGGUGUGAGGUACUACAGAGGAUAUGCUUCAGCGGGUGAAAACGUUCUUUGCAGACGAGAACCCAACAACCAGUACGACUCCAACGCCAUUCGCGUUGACAACGUUGUCGGUGAUCAAAUCGGCCAUCUUCCUCGAAAGGUUGUUGAGAAGAUCGCCCCAUAUGUGGAUCGUGGUGACGUUGUCCUCGAAGCCCAGCUCACAGGUGAGAAGGGCUUCUACGACUGUCCAGUUAAGCUCUUCUUCUAUGGACCUAGCGACCCGGAGGAGCGCUCCAGAAUCGAAGAAUCGCUCAAGAGGGAUAGGCUUGUCAAGGCUACGGAGCUCAAGAACACUAGAAAGGAAGCUGAAGCCCGUAGAAAGGCAGCCAUGGGGCUUGUGAAUGGCAGCUCGACUCAUGGUCUUGGCCAAGACCUUGCUGUUCCACAGAAGCCUGAGAUCACGAUGGACAAUGUUCUGCAGAAGAGUGAGGCCGUGGAGAUGCGCAAAGGCGGAGACGCGAUCAAGUCACUUGCUAUUGGCGAGGAUGAGCUUGCGAAGAUGCCAAUGGCCGAGCAGCCCGAACAGCUCAAGGCACAGCUUCUGCCAUACCAAUUACAGGUUUGUCUCUUUCUCGCCGAGAAGCGCAUUUUGCUGACUAGCUUAUCACAGGGCCUUGCGUGGAUGACCUCCAAAGAAAACCCUCAGCUUCCUGCCAAAGACUCCAAAGAGCCAGUGCAGCUCUGGCUCCAUAAAUCCAAUAACCGUUUCCACAAUAUCGCAUCCGGCUUUGUCACAAGCACAGCUCCAAAACUCCUUUCCGGCGGUAUUCUUGCAGAUGAUAUGGGCCUCGGAAAGACCCUUCAGAUCAUCAGCUUAAUCCUCACUGGUGGCAAGGGUCCAACUCUCAUCGUUGCGCCCGUCAGCGUCAUGAGCAACUGGAGUCAGCAGAUCAGGCGCCAUGUCAAAGGUGACCAGCAACCAAGCAUCUUCGUCUACCACGGAGGUGAUAAGUUACACCCAUUGCAACUCCAGAGAUAUGAUGUUGUGAUCACCAGCUAUGGAAGACUUGCCAGGGAGCGAGACUCGAGCGUUCCCAGAGCUAUAACUUCUCCGAAAAUUAAAUGGCGGCGGGUAGUUCUUGAUGAGGGUCAUACCAUCCGAAAUUCGAGAACCAAGGUGGCCUUGGCUGCUUGCGAGAUUAACGCAGAGUCUCGCUGGGUUCUGACAGGAACACCUAUCGUAAACUCAGUCAAGGACCUUCACUCCCUGGUCAAGUUCCUCCACAUCACCGGCGGUAUCGAGGAAUCCGAAAUCUUCAAUGCCCAAAUCACUCGCAAAUUGGCCAACGGUGAACGCCAUGGCGAAGUACUUCUUCAGGCCCUCAUGCAUGACCUUUGUCUCCGCCGCAGGAAGGACAUGAAGUUUAUAGAUCUCAAAUUGCCGGCCAAGAAGGAGUAUGUCCACAGAAUUCCAUUUCGCAAGGAUGAGAAGCGCAAGUAUGAUGCUUUGCUGGAUGAGGCAAGAGGUGAGCUCGAGCAGUGGCAAGCAGGCUCGCAAUCAGGACAGAAGGGACGGUUUCAGAACGUCCUUGAACGGCUUCUUCGUCUUCGACAAAUCUGUAAUCACUGGACUCUCUGUAGAGAACGCGUUAGUGAUAUCCUCAAACUCCUUGACGAGCAUGAGGUUGUUCCCCUCAACGCCAAGAACCGUGGCCUUCUCCAAGAAGCUCUCCGCCUAUACGUCGAAAGCCAGGAAGAAUGCGCAAUCUGCUACGACAACCCGAACGACCCUGUCAUCACGACCUGCAAACACGUCUUCUGCAAAAACUGCAUCCUGCGCGCUAUCCAAUUGCAGCACAAAUGCCCAAUGUGUCGCAACAAGUUGGACGAGAACAGUAUUCUUGAACCAGCGCCCGAAGACGCCGGCGAUGAUUCACGCGAUUUUGACGCCGACUCGCAGAGUUCCAAAACGGAAGCGAUGCUGCAAAUUCUGAAGGCGACGAUGAAUAAGGAGGGAUCAAAGGUUGUUGUGUUUUCUCAGUGGACUUCGUUUCUCAAUAUUGUUGAGGCGCAGCUCAAGAAAGAAAACAUGGGCUACACGCGUAUUGACGGCAGCAUGAAAGCCGAUAAGCGCGACAAAGCCAUAGAGGCUCUCGACAGCGACCCCAAGACACGAGUGAUGCUCGCUAGUCUUUCUGUCUGCAGUGUCGGUCUUAACCUCGUUGCAGCUGACACCGUCAUCCUCUCUGACAGUUGGUGGGCACCCGCCAUCGAGGAUCAGGCUAUUGACCGCGUCCAUCGUCUGGGACAAACCCGCGAGACUACCAUCUUCCGACUCGUCAUGGAAGGUUCGGUUGAGGAGCGUGUGCUAGACGUGCAGGGUGAGAAGCGAGAGCUCGUGACGAAAGCAUUCAGAGAGAAAGGAAACAAAAAGCGUGAGAAUUCACGCGCGGCAGACAUUUCCAAGCUACUUGGCUAG